AUGUUCAGUCAAGUCUUAAAAAGAUCAGCAUUGAAUGCUUUCUCACCAAAGCAAAAGGCAACUUCAUCGUUGGUCUACACUAAGCGUUACCUCAAUGUUCACGAGUAUCAAGCUCAAAAGAUGAUGAGAACAUAUGGAAUCGAAUGUCCAAACGGUAAUGUUGCUGACACCCCAGAGGAAGCCGAAAAGUUGGCUGAAGUCUUAAAUACACAGGAUUUAGUUGUAAAAGCACAAAUUCUUGCUGGAGGUAGAGGAAAGGGUGUUUUCUCGAGUGGAUUGAAGGGUGGUGUACAUAUUUGUAAUAGUCCGGAGGAAGUGAAAAACUAUGCAAAGAAGAUGUUGGGAUAUACUUUGGUGACCAAGCAGACUGGUCCCGACGGUAAGGUCGUCAACAAAAUAUACAUUGCCGAGCGUCACUAUCUGAGACGUGAGAUGUACUUUGCCAUUUUGAUGGAUCGUAAGACUGGUGGUCCAGUCAUGAUUGCAUCGCCAGAGGGUGGUGUCGACAUUGAAACUGUCGCUCGUGAGAAUCCAUCGGCCAUCUUUGUCGAGCCAAUCGACAUCUUCAAGGGUGUACAACCAGAGCAGACCGCCCGUCUCGCUCAAAAGAUUGGUAUCUCACCAAAGAACAUCUCUAAAGCACAAGAUCAAAUGCAAAAACUCUACAACUUUUUCAUCAAACACGAUUGUACUUUGGUAGAGAUUAACCCAUUGGCUGAGACUUCAUCUGGUGAUGUUUUAUGUAUGGAUGCCAAGUUGAAUUUCGAUGACAAUGCAGCAUUCCGUCAAAAGGAAGUAUUCGAUUUGAGAGAUCGUACACAAGAGGAUCCACGUGAGGUUAAAGCUUCCGAGUACGAUUUGAAUUACAUUGGUUUGGAUGGAUCGAUCGGAUGUUUGGUAAAUGGUGCCGGUUUGGCUAUGGCCACUAUGGAUAUUAUCAAGCACUACGGUGGUAGCCCAGCCAACUUCUUGGACGUCGGUGGUGGUGCCACUCAAAAGCAGGUCACCGAAGCCAUCAAGUUGAUCAGCUCCGACACCAAGGUCAAGUCGAUUUUGGUUAACAUUUUCGGUGGUAUCAUGAAGUGUGAUAUCAUCGCUCUUGGUAUUAUCGCUGCCGUCAAGGAGUUGUCCAUCAAGACACCAUUGGUCGUUCGUCUGCAAGGUACCAACGUCGAGUCUGCCAAGAAGAUCAUGGAAGACAGUGGUCUCCGUUUAAUUGCUGCCGACGAUCUUGACGAAGCUGCUGAAAAGGCUGUUAGAAUCGCUGAUAUUGUUUCACUCGCCGAAAAGGCCGAUCUCGAUGUAUCAUUUAAAUUACCAAUCUAA
Heterostelium album PN500 is the source of this 1326-nucleotide messenger RNA. RefSeq names its product succinate--CoA ligase subunit beta (gene scsC). The transcript has 3 exons. Gene Ontology annotation, molecular function: succinate-CoA ligase (ADP-forming) activity; metal ion binding; ATP binding. Gene Ontology annotation, biological process: succinyl-CoA metabolic process; tricarboxylic acid cycle. Gene Ontology annotation, cellular component: succinate-CoA ligase complex; mitochondrion. NCBI's taxonomy places the organism in Eukaryota, Evosea, Eumycetozoa, Acytosteliales, Acytosteliaceae. The coding region runs from base 1 to 1326 and encodes 441 amino acids. The record is from RefSeq and is a predicted model, not a curated record.